AUGCCACCCAAAGGCGCAAAAGCGUCAACUUCGGCUCCGGCCAAAUCCCGCACUUCGGCGUCAACCUCAUCGUCAGCGUCCGCACAAUCACCGCUUUCAACACUAUACAGCUCCUAUGUCGACAGCACGCCAAAGAAGCUGAAGGUCAUCGAUGCGUUCCUCGUCUUCUUGAUGCUCUCUGGCAUCAUCCAGUUUGUCUACUGCGCACUCAUCACCAACUUUCCUUUCAACUCUUUCAUCGCCGGAUUCGCAUCAACGGUCGGUCAAUUCGUUCUUGCAGCAUCCCUUCGAAUCCAAGCGAAUCCUGAGAAUGGUCAAACCUUCCCAAAGGUUUCACCGGAAAGGAUAGAGCUCAUCGGGAAUCACAAUCAUCCAUGCCUCACAAGUAGCAGCGCUGAGGGUAUCAUGUCUGCCGACUUACGAUGUGUGUGA
Molecule: messenger RNA, 432 nt
Organism: Pseudozyma hubeiensis SY62
Lineage: Eukaryota; Fungi; Basidiomycota; Ustilaginomycetes; Ustilaginales; Ustilaginaceae
Product: oligosaccharyl transferase epsilon subunit
Exons: 3
Coding region: 1-432 (143 amino acids)
Biological process (GO): protein N-linked glycosylation
Cellular component (GO): membrane; oligosaccharyltransferase complex
Source: RefSeq, a predicted model, not a curated record